AUGAUGUGGCGAACCUUUGCAAGUUCUUUUGUUGAUCAUACAUUUGAUACUUAUAUUAAGCACUCAGAUAGGUCUGAAACCGCACCAGUGACAAAAACCCGAAGAAAAAUCGAUCUAAAGACGCUAUUUCCGUAUAAUCAUUCACAAGAGGAAAUUGAUAAGCGUGGCAAAAUGUUUAUAGAACUUAAGAAAAAAGUGGAAAAGCAAAGAGCUGAAAUUAAAAGUAGGGAAUUCAAGAUAAGCAAAGAAAAAAUAAUAAAAGUUGACUUUUCGGAUUCUAGAAGAGCGAAAGUUAAGGAUGAAAAACGGUAUAUGUGGAUUUUAAUUAGGCUCAAGCUUUAAUAAAAUGUUUUGACGUAUAUAUUUUAUAAAUAAAUAGAACUUAUUUUUCUAAUUCUAUGUAUUAUGAUACGGAUAGAGCAUAGCUCAACACUUUCAUGAAACAUCAAAAAUAAAAAACUGAACACAACUAUGCCCCUAGCAGCAGAGUUCAGGACGAAAAGUUUACCAAGAGAAGAAGAACUCUCCGGAAUCUUUGCGUUAACAACAGGAAAUAUUGCACAGCCGUUAGGAUUAAGCAGUAAAAGAAAUUCAUUAAAUAAAGGAAAUUCUUAUCAAGGAAAAUUAUUGGAAAUGUUUAAAGAAAAAAAUCCAGACACGAAAGUGGCUCUGAGGAAUCAACUGAAGCAGAUUUGGAAUGAAAAAAAUUAAAUCUUUUGCGUUUCAAUUAUCUAUAAAUCUCACAUCAUUUUAGCUAAUUUUUUAUUUACCUAGAAGCAGUAUAA
Molecule: messenger RNA, 785 nt
Organism: Blepharisma stoltei
Lineage: Eukaryota; Ciliophora; Heterotrichea; Heterotrichida; Blepharismidae
Source: the annotation of a GenBank genome assembly